UGCUCAAAUUUAUCAGCAUCUUCGAAGAUUUUUCCCAUAAUAGCCUCACUUCGUUUGGGGAGUGGAAUCUACUUUAUCAAAUUUAGUUGGAUAUAAAUGGGAUAUUUCUAACUUUUCAUUGAGAUUAUUGUUCUUGGUGUAUCAGAAAUGGGAACUUUCAUAAAGUUAGUCAAUUUCAAACUUUGUUUACUGAGUUUGGUUGCGUUAAGCUACGCCCAAGCAUCCAUUGUUCACAUUGAGGCUAACCCUGAUGCAAAACGUUUAUACGAUGAUCUAUUAAGUAAUUAUAAUCGCCUCAUACGGCCUGUGGUUAAUAACACGGAAACGUUAACAGUAUGGCUGGGGCUGAAACUGUCGCAGUUGAUAGAAGUUAGCCUCCGAAAUCAAGUGAUGACAACAAAUCUGUGGGUGAAGCAAAAGUGGUUCGAUUAUAAACUAAAGUGGGAUCCGGAGGAAUAUGGAGGUGUAGAAAUGCUUUAUGUCCCAUCCGAACAAAUCUGGUUGCCUGAUAUUGUCCUUUACAACAAUUGGGAUGGAAACUACGAAGUAACAUUGAUGACCAAAGCAACUCUAAAGUACACUGGAGAAAUAUUCUGGGAACCUCCUGCAAUUUAUAAGUCAUCAUGUGAAAUGAAUGUGGAAUACUUUCCGUACGAUGAACAAACAUGUCUCAUGAAAUUUGGAUCGUGGACGUAUAAUGGCGCACAAGUUGAAUUAAGACAUUUAGAUCAGGUGCCAGGCAGUAACUUAGUUCAAAUUGGUAUCGACCUUAGUGAAUUUUACUUAUCAGUAGAAUGGGAUAUUCUAGAAGUUCCGGCUAGUAGAAAUGAGGAAUACUAUCCUUGUUGUCCAGAACCUUUCUCAGAUAUAACAUUUAAGCUCACGAUGAGACGAAAAACACUUUUUUACACAGUUAACUUGAUUAUUCCGUGCGUUGGAAUUACAUUCUUAACUGUUUUAGUUUUCUAUUUGCCAAGCGAUUCCGGGGAAAAGGUGACAUUGUGUAUUUCCAUUCUGGUGUCGUUGACUGUGUUCUUUUUGCUACUUGCUGAAAUCAUUCCUCCUACAUCGUUAGCCGUGCCAUUAUUAGGCAAAUAUUUAUUAUUCACUAUGAUACUGGUUUCUCUCUCUGUUUGGACGACCGUUUGCGUGUUGAACGUUUGGUACAGGAGUACUUCAACACAUAAAAUGUCGCCAAUAGUUAAAAGAUUAUUUUUGGAAAUCAUGCCAAAGAUUAUGAUGAUGCGGCGAGCGAAAUAUACGUUACCAGAUUACGAUGAUUCAACGCCGAGUAACGGGUAUACUAAUGAAAUUGAAAUGAGUAUCAGUGAUUUUCCUGGAGAAUUCAAGGAGGGUGGCGACAGCUUUGAUAACAUUGGGAUGAGUCUACCGCACGGUUCAGUCGAAAACGAUAACGUCAUACCGAAGCAAUUAUCACAGGAGGUGCUCUCUGCAAUACAGGCAGUAAGAUUUAUUGCCCAACACAUCAAGGAUGCUGAUAAGGACAAUGAGAUUGUUGAAGAUUGGAAAUUUGUUUCCAUGGUCCUAGAUCGAUUCUUCCUGUGGGUAUUUACAAUUUCCUGUAUAUUCGGCACAUUUGGUAUCAUCUUCCAAAGUCCAUCCUUGUACGAUACCCGGGCUCCAGUCGAUCAGCAGCUCAGUGAAAUUCCACUAAGAAAAAACAAUUUCAUGUUACCACCGGACAUAGUGCGUAUCACUUUGGAUUAAAUAUAACCAGAUCGUGAUGUCUUUAUGAGAAAUUGAAGUCCGGUUAGAAUGCUAAAAGUUACAUUGACCUUGCUUAUUCGUAUGCAAAAAAAAAUCAACGAUGAACGCAUACGAAAAUGUUUUUCACAAUGAUAAAUUUCUAGAAUUUUAGGAUAAAAAAAUAAAUGCUAUCUCAUAAUGACACGUAACACAUUGUUAUUGCCAACCAGCAUUUUAUCUAUCACAAUUCUGUACAAAAUCUUGGAACAUACAGGAGGCUGUUAGAGUGCUAGAUUCUUCACAAAAAACGUUUGCUUCUCACCCUAUAUCGCUAUAUCUUCUUACAUAUAUAAAAUGAGUUAAGCUUUACUCACGAACGGUUAAUCGAUCUUAUAAUAUAUUAAAAUUAUUUAUUUGGUUUAUGUUUCUAUCCGUGUGGAGGGAUUUUUUUUUAUUACUUUGGCAAAUCCAUCCGUUAUAAUCUCCAACGAGUUUAUAGGAUGUAUGUUCACAUGAAAAUAACGAUUUUUGAAUUUGAAAAUUGCAUUAGCAUGAAGAACGCAAAACCUUCUUCUUUAGUACAGGGCAAUGUUUGUAGAAUAACCAUAAAAUAAUGCGAUUCUGGAUUUUAAAUAAUGAUUGUAUACAUAAGAGUCUAGCAAAUUUUGAAUAUGUCAUAUGCCAUUUUUUUAGAUACUCCAAGGUUCUUACGCAGAACUUUAGGAAAACAUAGCAUCCGUUGGUUGGUAUUUCGCGACAUGUAGGUUUUCUUAUCUCAAAAGUGGAAUAAAUCAAUGAAUCGUAAAUAUUUUAUAAUUAUUACAAACGAAAUAAUGUAAAUUUGUUACAAGCAUGUUUAUAAUAAAAAAAUGAAAUGUUCCUACAAA
Messenger RNA from Armigeres subalbatus, 2594 nucleotides. RefSeq names its product acetylcholine receptor subunit beta-like 2 (gene nAChRbeta2). Lineage: Eukaryota; Metazoa; Arthropoda; Insecta; Diptera; Culicidae. The transcript is spliced from 9 exons. The record is from RefSeq and is a predicted model, not a curated record. Bases 148 to 1728 code for a protein of 526 amino acids. Gene Ontology annotation, biological process: chemical synaptic transmission; monoatomic ion transmembrane transport; regulation of membrane potential. Gene Ontology annotation, cellular component: synapse; neuron projection; plasma membrane. Gene Ontology annotation, molecular function: acetylcholine-gated monoatomic cation-selective channel activity; transmembrane signaling receptor activity.